AUGAACCAGAAGGUGCAGGUUCUGAACUGGCUGAAUGUCUGUGCAAGACGUGGGUCCUGUGGACAACGGGGCGAGUUGCUGGUUGAAGCAUCUUGUCAUAAUGGAGAUGAAACAAUGGAAACAAUUGAGGCUGCUGAAGCACUUCUCAAUAUGGACUCCCCUGGUCCUAUGAUGGAUGAAAAAAGAAUAACAACUAUGUUUGGUACGACUGAAGACGAUGAUAUGGUGGCUCCUAUUACACACGUGUCAGUCACGCUUGAUGGGAUCCCAGAGGUAGUGGAAGUUCACCAAGCCUCAGACCGUUACGCUGAAUCACCAGAGACUCCAGAAUUUGAACAACCAAAGAAGAAAAAAGGGAAGAAGCCGAAACCAUCUCGUCCCGAGUCCCCUACUACAACUCCGAACAUAUCUGUGAAAAAGAAAAACAAAGAUGGAAAGGGAAAUACAAUUUAUCUCUGGGAGUUCUUACUAGCACUGCUCCAGGACAAAGCUACGUGUCCUAAAUAUAUCAAAUGGACUCAGAGAGAGAAGGGAAUUUUCAAACUGGUAGAUUCCAAGGCUGUGUCCAAGUUGUGGGGAAAGCACAAAAACAAACCUGACAUGAAUUAUGAAACAAUGGGUAGAGCUCUCAGAUACUAUUACCAAAGAGGAAUACUGGCUAAAGUAGAAGGUCAGCGCCUAGUAUAUCAAUUUAAAGAAAUGCCAAAAGAUCUCAUUUAUAUAGAUGAUGAAGAUGCAAGCCCUAGCAAUGAAUCGUCAGAUUCAACUCUGCUCUCAACUCCUGUGGCCAGUAGAAACCAGUCAAGCAGAUCUAGAGCAUCUGCAAACACGGGAACAAAGGGAGGAUCGACCACAGUGCUAAAAACAGGAAACUCAAAGCCUGCUAAGCUGAAGGAGCACAUAGAAGUUGUACAACAGCAGACACCUGGCUUGACUUCAGAAGUUUUCAGGACAAUGCAAUCUCCCCAGCCAGUACAUCCCACUCAGCUUUUUCGGACAGUUCACGUAAUGCAGCCAUUGCAGUCCCUCACGGAAGGACAUGCAGCUGUAACCAGUAGUGUUCCGGAUGAAACAUUAAAUCCCUCGGUUCAGAAUAUAAGGUAAGAAAAUGUACAGA
This is a messenger RNA of Tauraco erythrolophus (red-crested turaco), 1117 nucleotides long. The record is from RefSeq and is a predicted model, not a curated record. Lineage: Eukaryota; Metazoa; Chordata; Aves; Musophagiformes; Musophagidae.